Molecule: messenger RNA, 2246 nt
Organism: Trichogramma pretiosum
Lineage: Eukaryota; Metazoa; Arthropoda; Insecta; Hymenoptera; Trichogrammatidae
Gene: Dh44
Product: diuretic hormone 44
Exons: 3
Coding region: 271-837 (188 amino acids)
Cellular component (GO): extracellular region
Molecular function (GO): hormone activity
Source: RefSeq, a predicted model, not a curated record
CGAGACGCGUACAAGUAGCACCUGGCCACGAUACGCAUACACAAACGCUCGUGUCCCCCCGCACCGAGAGCAGCACCGCAAGUCGAGCUUUUUUUGCGCCCGCCUUUUAAGUUUUCCGAUUCUUUUGACCAGUGAUUCCGACCGACCGAAAAGCAGUUUUUGUGCAAGAGAUAGACAGACGGACAGAGAGACUCAACGUUUUGUGGUGCACUUUUCUCCGGUGUCUUUCAGCCGUUUUCCAGACAUUUCAAAGAAUAAUCGACUCGAUCCAUGGGCAAGCAGCAGCGAAGGUGCAGCAUGAUGAGCUUGCUGAGUUUGCUGGCCACGACGACUCUGGUUGGACUCGCACAAGCCGGACCACUGGCGCGCACGAGCAGUCACAACGCCGCCAUUCAGAGCCUACAGAUCCCGGUUGAUCGCGAUCGAUUUCUUCUCAUCUUACUCGUCAAUCAGAAGGAUUUCGUUGCCGAGGGAAAGUCGAUGGAAGAUAUGCUGGAGUAUCUGAACGAGCACGACACGGGGACGACGAGCAACGAAGCCGACUCGAACGUCAGCAGCAGCAGCAGCAAUGGCCGCGACAAGCGCAUGGGCUCGCUGUCGAUCGUCAACUCGGUGGACGUGCUGCGUCAGCGGGUCCUGCUGGAGCUGGCCCGGCGCAAGGCCAUGGAGGACCAGCGACAGAUCAGCGAGAACCGACGCCUCCUCGACUCGGUGGGCAAACGCUCCUCCUAUCCGGGCAGCUCGAUAAUGGCGCGGAAAAAGGACUCCUCGGCGGCCGACAGCAGCCUCGAGCACGACCAGCUGCAGCGACAGUUCGACGAGCUCAUGAUGCAGUGAGCCCCGACCUGGCAGCCCACCACCGCAUCUUCCAUUUUUCCUCGCUGUUUUUAUUCUUUCCCGGGGUUCGUUCGGAUUUUUUCUCUUCUGGUCACCUCGCUGGCUUUCAGGCUCUUACGAUGCGUGCAGCCGUUAGCUCGAUCGUCACCGAGUUCGAUCUCGAGCAUCGGCGACAGAGUAUCAUCCUUUUACCUUGUGUCCGCGUACUAUUGUCAUGUGCUGUAGAAGAAGUCGACGUUCGUCGAAAGACGCCUUUUUUUCAGUACAACUAUCGAAAUGAUUAUGACCCACCCCCUUGCGUACAUUUAGCAAUGUGUAUUGUACGCACGAUUGUAUAACUCGAUAGACGCUUGAAUGUAUUUUAUUUAUCGACGUGAGUGUUGCGCAUUGGAUAUUGUACAGUCCACGACAAUUGUAAAUCGUACAAAUAGACGACUUUUUAUUUAUACCACCGCGAACAAAAGACAAAAGUAAACAAAUAAAGAAAUCAACAUGUCCGAUAAUAGUUUCGCUAGGCCAACGUGAACAUUAUUAUGCUGUUUGAUGUUUUUUUUUAAUAAAAACUCUGACUCAUUCCAUAUGGUAUGCUAACAUAGAUAAUGUAUCAAAAUAUGACUGUAUUUUAAUCUCGUGUAAUAUUGGACAUAGUUAUAUACGUACGUACCUUAUGCGUAUAAACAAAUAUAUUAAUAUAACUAUAACUGAAAAUGUAAGAGUUAAAAGACUUCGAGCCGUUGAAACUAAACGUUUAUAUUGUAUUUUAAUUACAUCGAUUCUUACAGGCAUCUGAUCCUUCAGUUAUUUUGUUUCCUAUAUUGUACAAAAUGUUAUAGUUUAGAUUUUAAUGACACUAGACGUUGAUUUUAUAACGUUUUGUUGAAAAUGAUGUAUUAUAAUAAUAAAAAUGUACAUUUGUCAUUCAAAAGCAUAGUAUCUAUUUUCGUAUACUAACCCUAUAAAAUUCAUUAAUAAUAAUGAUACAAUUUGAUUGCUAGCUCAGAUCAAGUACAGAAAUAUAUUAAGAAAAAUUUAAACAAUACAAGUAAAAUUCGAAAAUUCGGUCAAAGCACUAAUAACGAAAUUAGAUAUGAAUUACAUUUUUAAUUCAGCGUAUUAGUUGUAGCUAGUCUAAAGAGAGCUUUGAGUGUCCAGGCAAUAUCAUUAUUCUCGUUGCUUUAAUUUAAAAUUGCCAGGAGCUCAAAUCGCAAAAAAUAAACUAUAUAGCAUUGAAUGUUCAAAAAACUAUACUUCAAUGUCGAUCACGAUUAACAAUAAGAAUUAAUAAUUUAUCAAUGUUCAACCUUUUAACUAAAAUAUCCUUACAGUGUCAAAUUUUAUCGUAAGAAAAAUAAAGCGUCGCAAGCGAAGAUCAAAAAUUCCGAAUCAUGUAGAAUUAUUAGUUAACACAA